UUUUCAGUCAAGCCAUCUCUAAUAAAAAAAUUCUAACCAAUGGAUGGUUGUUUCCUAAACCAUGUGUCCCCUUUCCUGAUUCAGAAUGGACCAUUAUGAGAAGGGAUAAGGUGGGUAGUGUCCAUUAACUGAACGUCAAGAGAGGCUGCUGGGUUUGACUCGGCUGGAAAUCCCCAGAAUACCCCUAGAGAAACGUGGUGGACAGAGAAGCAAUCCAAAGAGCAGAUUUCCUCAGAACAUAUAAAUAUACAGUUCACGGGGGAGGGAUCCGUCGGUUCAAACCCAGUAGAAAUCAGGAACAGAAGCAAGCAAGGAGAAUAUACAUCGGUCAUUUUUCCUACAGAGUUGGGUCGAUUUCUGGGUUGAAGAUGGAGAAAGAACAGAAGCUGGCGGUUGUGAUGAUGCUGAUGGGCCUGGUGUUGGUCUGCAGUAAUUUGGACAAGUCGUCGUCUUCUGGUUUUGCGGUGGUGGAGGCUGCCCCUGACUUCCAGUGCUACGAUGGUUGCAUUACUGGCUGCGUCCAACCCAACACGAGAUUGAUGAGGCGCUGCGAAGUCAAGUGCGACAUCAGAUGCAAUCAAGCAGAAGGGGCUGCGGCGAGCAAUGGUCAGCUUGGUUGAAGCGUUGCUCCAAGGCAUCGUGAAGAAGGAUCAUCUAGAUCGCUUACUAGUAUUUUGUAAUAAAUGUGGCAGGAAAAGGCAGGCAUUGUUUACUGUUUAGCCACUUCCAUUCGUUUGUUCUGCAAGUGCAAGAUCAAGAAAAAAACAAAGUACUAGAUCAAAAUUUGUCUAUCCAUAUUUCUAUCUAUCUGCAUGUUACCCUCAACAGUAAAUGAAUGAGGAAUUUAAUAAUGUUCAUAAGCAUCGGUGUUUUUCACGUACGCGUUCAGUUUGUUCCAUAAGAGAAUUUGUACGCAAAUGUAUAAGUACAGAUUGUACUGCAUCAUAUACGCACACAUGAAUUGGAACCCAUAAGCAAAAGAUAAAGACGGCAAAUAGCG
Messenger RNA from Linum trigynum, 1000 nucleotides. NCBI's taxonomy places the organism in Eukaryota, Viridiplantae, Streptophyta, Magnoliopsida, Malpighiales, Linaceae. The record is from the annotation of a GenBank genome assembly.